Messenger RNA from Symbiodinium necroappetens, 381 nucleotides. NCBI's taxonomy places the organism in Eukaryota, Dinophyceae, Suessiales, Symbiodiniaceae. The record is from the annotation of a GenBank genome assembly.
AUGUCGUGGCUUGAUGAACUGCACGAUUCGCUCUUGAGCGCAGUGCGGGCGGCAGGUCAUCGAACGCUGGCAAUGCCCACGCUCUGCACUGGAGGUAUCGGAAUCCCUGUGCAAUUUGUGGGCGUGGCUGUGGCCCGGAGUGUUUACCGUGACUUCCUUGCGCAUCCAACAGACCCUCUUCGCGUUCGAAUCUGCUGCUUCGAGCCCGGCCACCUUCAUAUGGUGCGGGCGAUCAAAGACGAGAUCGUCGACAACUUCUACCGCCCCGAGACUGCGGAGGAUCUCGUCACGCUUCUCCAGCGGUCCAGCCGUGAUGGCCGCCCACCGAGCCCCAACGAGGAGGACCCCACCUCGGAGGACGACCAGAUGAUGGCUCUGUGA